Saccostrea cuccullata (small rock oyster) is the source of this 3508-nucleotide messenger RNA. RefSeq names its product receptor-type tyrosine-protein phosphatase alpha-like. NCBI's taxonomy places the organism in Eukaryota, Metazoa, Mollusca, Bivalvia, Ostreida, Ostreidae. The transcript has 24 exons. Gene Ontology annotation, biological process: protein dephosphorylation. Gene Ontology annotation, molecular function: protein tyrosine phosphatase activity. The record is from RefSeq and is a predicted model, not a curated record. The coding region runs from base 274 to 3405 and encodes 1043 amino acids.
CAAACUACUUAAGACUUAGUACCGAGCGUUAAUUAUUGUUCCAUGCACCGUAUACUAGUGACCCAAUCCAGAGUGGAGAAAAAAAGUUUCAGCAGCGACAUAACGGGGUCCAACUGACUCAGUGGUCACCUCACGAUCUGAUGAUCUAACAUUAUUGUCUUCAUCUCAAAUCGGAAAUGAGAGAUCACCCCAGGCAGGAAAUGGCGACAUUUUACUUAAGGACUUUAUCCGUCAUAUCUCUUAUACACAGUAGAGAGUAUAAGAUGAGAGAUAAUGUUGAUACUAUUGUGUUUGGUGUACCUACCUACUGUUUUAUCAACAGUAAAUUUGGCGUUGAACAGACCGACGACGAUGACAUCAAUCUCCCGUUCUAUAAUCGACGCCGGCUCGUCUAACGCUGUGGACGGAAAUAACGACACGAACAUCUUCGCCGGACACUGCACGUUGACGGACUCCACGGGGAACUACCCUAGCACCUGGUGGCGAGUUCGUCUAUCCGGAGCUUCCACCGUCAAAUCCAUAAACAUUGUCUCCAGACCUACCUUUGAAAGUCGUAUAGCAGGGAUCUCGGUGUACGUUUCCACUGGAUCGUUAGCAGAUUCGCAGUUCUUUGUCCAUCCGUUCGCGUUUUACGAUAAAGGGCCAUAUAUUCCAAACUCCAACAUCCGUAUAAACCUUCCGGAGCCUCUUGUUGGGGACUAUGUGACUGUCUACAACAACAGAACGGUCCGUCCCUUACCCCCGGGCUACAGCAACUCGGCGAUACUGGAACUCUGCGAGGUUGAGGUCAUUGGCUGUCCCCGGGGGUUGUAUGGAAUCUCUUGUCAGCUCAGCUGUCCCGUAAACUGCCAGGAGGGCACGUGUGACCCUGACACUGGAAGUUGUUACAAAGGGUGUUCUGCUGGAUACACGGGGAGUCUUUGUAAUGAAAAUUGUCCACUGGGAUACUACGGUCCAGGAUGUAGUGUUCGUUGUGGUGCCUGUGGACAGGGGAUGCCCUGCGAGCCCCUAAGUGGACGCUGUCCCACGGGCUGCAGACCUGGGUACUCCUCCCCGUACUGCAACCAGAGUUGUACAUGGGGAUUUUAUGGAGUCGGUUGUGCACUGAGAUGUAGGCCAUGUCCAGAAAACCGAACUUGUCACGCCAUGACAGGAGAAUGUCCGGGGUCACGGUCACUUGGGAUGCAGGUGAGGGGGCCCGGAGACCCGGUGUUUGACGGUACCGUGGCGGGGAUACUGAUCCCCCUCUUCCUGGUCAUCGUCAUUGUCCUGGGCUGUGUGGGCUGGAGAAAUAGACACAACCUCGGAGCCGCUAAAGAAUGUAAAAACAGAGUGGCAGCAUAUCUAAGCGAAAAAACGCAGAGUGGAUCCCAGUAUUUGAGGAAAAAAAGUCGAAAAAGCAUCAGCAGAAUGACAAAGAUGAUGAGAAGGGGGCAGUAUAUACGAAAUGUUUCCACCGAAAUCACGCCUCCCACCAGAGAACACGCAAGAGGCAAGGAAAAUGUCUACAUUAAUGUAGGAAUUGAUAAAGUUCCUAUAAUAACACUAGAAGAGGGUGUGACCGAUGAGGAAACGAAAACAAACACAAUUGAAAAACCGCCUAGACCGUCAAAUCCAAAAGCUAGCGCUCCGUACGAGAACACGAUGAUACACGAAAUCCCCAUCUCAGAGCUAGCGUACGUGGUGUCAGAAAACGCCAAAGACAAUAAUAGACCACUCAAAGAUCAAUUCAAACAACUGAGAUAUGGACUACAUGACAAAUGUGACAUUGCAAAGAAGGCAGAGAAUAGUUCUAAAAACAGAUUCAAGUCUCUUUAUGCGUAUGACCACAGCCGAGUAAAAUUAAAGAAAGACGAUGGGAAAUCGGACUACAUAAACGCCAACUUUAUUGACGGUGUGGAAGAAAAAGGCGCCUUCAUCGCCUCUCAGGGUCCUAAGAUCAAUACGAUGGCGGACCACUGGUUAAUGAUUUGGGAGGAAGAUGUCUGCAUUGUGGUGGCCCUGGCUAACCUUUUUGAGAACGGAAAGGAAAAAUGCUACCAGUAUUGGCCAGACGGUGAUAAGAAUUGUCAUGCUGGAAAAUUCGUCAUCAGACAACAAAACAGAAAAGACUACUCGUUUUAUUGUGUUCGGUACUGGUCUGUCCUCAAUAGAAAGACCAAGGAAGAAAGAACAAUAGUACAGUUCCACUUCCGGGAAUGGCCGGACCACGGAUCCCCGGAAGCACUAAGUCUCGUCACAUUCCAGGCGCAUGUUCGAAAAGAGAAAAGUAGAAUGGCGGGCAAGAUGCUUGUUCAUUGCAGUGCGGGGGUAGGUCGUACGGGGACCUUUUUAGCUUUAGAUUCAUUGCUUGAAAAUGGAAGAAAAACAGGAAAAGUUAACGUGUUUGAAUACAUUAAAAAGAUGAGGACCUGUAGAAUGAAUAUGGUCCAAACAGAGGGUCAAUAUGUAUUUAUACAUGAGGCUUUGUUUGAAGCCUUCCGAUACAAAAAACAUGCACUAUCGUACCGAGAAUUUGCCAAGGAACUAAAAAAAUUAACCGGUGAGGACCAACCAACCAAUGAAACGCCCUUAAGGCUGGAAUACAAUGAAAUUGAAUCCAUGAAGCCGUCCUACCCGGAAUCGCGGUACAAAGCGGCACUAAAGGCCAUCAAUAAAACCAGAAACAGAGAGGAGGAGGCCAUGCCGGUUGAUGACUAUAGGGUCUUCUUAACUACCCCUGUCGUUGGAAGGAACGACUACAUUAACGCAGUGUUCCAGUCAUCACAUACUGAAUCAAACGCGCUCAUCAUUACCUGUUCGCCAUUAUCACACAAUGUUGGAGACAUCUGGCGGUUAGUUCAUGACCAUAAUGUAGGUGCUAUAGUUCUUAUGGGAUCAUCUGGCCUUCCAGAGUUUUCUCAUUGGUUGCCGUCCACAGAAGAAACUGUGGAAUUUGAUCCCUUCUUUGUCAGGAGAGCUAUAAGUUUCGCUGGUAACGAAGAGAUAGUAGAAUCCACAGCGAAAUUCAACGUUCAGGAUAGCCAAGAAGUUGAUGAAGUUAAAAUUUUCGAGUUUUUGAACUGGAAUGUCAAUAACGCAUACCCUACAUCUCCAAAGAUGAUGGUUAAAAUGAUCGAACACGUCCAUGAUUGGCGGAAAACCCGUAAUACGGACGGACCUAUUUUAAUUGUGUCUGUGGAUGGAGUGAGUUGGUGCGGCGUGUUCUGUGCGGGUUAUAACUCGGUAGAACAGUUAACGUUUGAUGAUGAGGUAGACAUGUUUAAUAUCGUCAGACAUAUGCGUGUCAGGAGACCCGAACUUAUUCCAUCCUUUGAGGAAUACCAGUAUUGCUACCGAGUUGUACAGAACUACAUUUGUAGUGGAGGGCCUUAUGAAAAUGUCGAGCUUCCAUGGGAAGGAUAAAAAUAUAGCAUUCAGUUAACCAGAUACAGCUCAUCCAAGCCAUUUGUGAUAUAUAGUGCAUUUACAAUCUACUAAGUUAUUACAGACAUCAAUUAACAUGGGA